UUCCCUCCUCCAUUUUGAGAUCAAAACCUGGGGCUCGCCCUUUUUCUUCUCUGCCCUCCCUCCACUCCACCCGUCCGUCCAUCGCAUCCCACCCAUCCCCCACAACACAUCGCCCGCCUCGGUUCCCUCCACUCGACGCUUCUCCCGCUCCUAACCCCUAGUCCCCUUCUGCUCCUACGCCGCCGCCGCCGCCGCCGCAACCCCCAGCGGCCAGAUCCGAGCGGCGGGGAUCGUCCCCCCAACGGAUCGAGCUCCCGAUCCGCGCAGGGGAGUGGCGGCGCUGGAGCGCCGGGGCCCCGAGAGGCUGGAGCCGGAGGAGGGGAGUAGUUCCGCGGUGGUAGAUCCGCCGGCCAUGGCGCCCGAGAUGGACUCCUCGGUAGAGAAGCAGGGGAGCGGGUCCCCGGAUCCGGACGAGCGCCCGGCCUCCGGCGAGCCCAAGGCCUGCACCGAGUGCCACACCACCAAGACCCCGCUCUGGCGCGGGGGACCCUGCGGACCCAUGUCGCUGUGCAACGCGUGCGGGAUCCGGUACCGGAAGAAGAGAAGGGAGGCGCUUGGCCUCGACGCCAACAAGUCCGGCGGCGCCGAGCAGCAGCAGCAGCAGCAGCGGAAGAAGAAGGCCGCCGCCGCCUCCAAGAGGGAGAGGGAAAAGGAGGCGGAGGCGGACGAGGUCACCGUGGAGCUCCGCACGGUGGGGUUCGGCAAGGAGGUGGUGCUCAAGCAGCGGCGGCGGAUGCGCCGGAGGAGGCGCCUCGGCGAGGAGGAGCGCGCGGCCAUCCUGCUCAUGGCCCUCUCCUCCGGCGUCGUGUACGCCUGACACCCCACCACCACCACCUAGCAGCCAAGGCACCAAAGGCGAUGAGAGGAAGAGAGCGGCUGCAGCUGCAGAUUUGCUUAACAUGCAGCAUGAUCUUAAGCCCAAGAGAGAUGCGUCUCUCUCUACCCCUUUUUCCCCCUGGAUCUAUGCUAAGUUUUCCCGGCUAAGUAGUUGUUGGAACAAAAGCGAGUUAAUAAUCGUGUCGCGCUCUAGACUAGUAGCUGUUCUUCCCUGUUACUGUUGCUGUUCUUGCCUAGUUGUAAUGUUACUGGUAGUAGUGUGGUAGUAUCGUGUAACCUUGCAAUGUAAGGAGAGCUUAUUGAUCA
Molecule: messenger RNA, 1143 nt
Organism: Panicum hallii
Lineage: Eukaryota; Viridiplantae; Streptophyta; Magnoliopsida; Poales; Poaceae
Product: GATA transcription factor 16-like
Exons: 3
Coding region: 353-817 (154 amino acids)
Biological process (GO): regulation of DNA-templated transcription
Molecular function (GO): sequence-specific DNA binding; zinc ion binding
Source: RefSeq, a predicted model, not a curated record